AUGCCUGAGCAUAAGUCUUUUGCAGAAAAUUAUCGACUUUAUGCCCGAAGCCAUUUUGUGAAGGCAAUUGAACUUGGUGUUAUCUUAGUUUUGUAUGCUUCGUAUAGCCCCCUCGCUAAGGAUUCAUUUGUUUACAUAGCUAUGACCAUUUCAAGUUGGUUCCUUGUGGUGUCAUGGAUAAUGUCCCCUUUUGUGUUCAACCCAUCUGGGUUUGACUGGCUGAAGACGGUGUAUGAUUUUGAUGAUUUUAUGAAUUGGAUAUGGUGUAAAGGUGGCGCACUUGCAGAAGCCAAUAAGAGCUGGGAGAUAUGGUGGUAUGAGGAACAAGACCAUUUGAGAACAACAGGCCUUUGGGGAAAGCUACUAGAGAUCAUUUUGGACCUUCGUUUCUUCUUCUUCCAGUAUGGUAUCGUGUAUCAGUUGGCAUAUUCUCAAGACAAAUAUGCCGCAAAACAGCACAUCUACUAUCGGGUAGUUCAGCUUGUAAUCGUUAUACAAUGGAGCAAUAGAGUUCCUGGUAAAUGA
This is a messenger RNA of Hibiscus syriacus, 525 nucleotides long. Its product is annotated as callose synthase 12-like. Gene Ontology annotation, biological process: (1->3)-beta-D-glucan biosynthetic process. Bases 1 to 525 code for a protein of 174 amino acids. Gene Ontology annotation, molecular function: 1,3-beta-D-glucan synthase activity. The record is from RefSeq and is a predicted model, not a curated record. The transcript is spliced from 2 exons. Gene Ontology annotation, cellular component: plasma membrane; 1,3-beta-D-glucan synthase complex. NCBI's taxonomy places the organism in Eukaryota, Viridiplantae, Streptophyta, Magnoliopsida, Malvales, Malvaceae.